This is a messenger RNA of Bacidia gigantensis, 1779 nucleotides long. RefSeq lists its product as uncharacterized. The transcript has 3 exons. The coding region runs from base 1 to 1779 and encodes 592 amino acids. The record is from RefSeq and is a predicted model, not a curated record. Gene Ontology annotation, molecular function: transmembrane transporter activity. Gene Ontology annotation, biological process: transmembrane transport. Lineage: Eukaryota; Fungi; Ascomycota; Lecanoromycetes; Lecanorales; Ramalinaceae.
AUGGCGUCUCUCAACUUCACAUAUCCUAAUCGCAAGAGGUUCUCGGCUACUGACAGCAUCAAGCGUGAAUCUAACAGAGUUUCGAGCUUGUUCACAGACCUCAGCAUUACCCCUCACAUCCUCCCUUACCUCUUCGACCAUGACAUUACACACCGGCCGCUCUCGUCGUUGGCAGCUCCUCAAGGUACCUCAACGCCAGGACACAUAGAUGACACGAUCGGUACACCUCUCCAUACUUAUUCAGAUACAACAGUACAUACCCUACAGACAGAUGGCGGCGAGCUGGAAAAGCAGUCACCUACGGGGACUACCCCAAGAACAACAAGCACAAGUACAUGUACAAGCGAUCUGAAGCCAGGAAAAGAUCCCAAUCUCAUUGAGUUUAGUGACCUCGACCCCUCCUUGGAGCCUAUGAGAUGGAGCAGCGGAUACAAAUGGGUGGUCACGGUCAUCAUGGCGAUAUUGACUUUGGCCAUAACAUUCACGAGCAGCAUGUUCAGCACAGGUGCCGAAGCUGUAGCCGAGGCAUUUCAUAUCAGCAGGGAAGUCACCGUGCUGGGAACUAGUCUCUACGUUGUGGGUUUCGCGUUCGGACCAAUCUGCUGGGGACCUAUGUCUGAGCUCUUCGGCCGUCGCGCUCCAUUGUUGAUUGGCGUCUUUGGCAUGAGCUGUCUCCAGAUUGGUGUUGCGGUAGCACAGAAUGCCUACACAAUCUUCAUCUGCCGCUUCCUGGCGGGGUUCUUCGGCUGCUCCCCACUUGCCGUCAUUGGAGGCGGCAUCGCUGAUAUUUGGGACGAGACUGAGCGAGGGGCCGCGAUGGGCCUCUUUGCAGUCAUGACCUUUGCUGGACCAGUCAUAGCGCCUGUGGUUGGCGGUUUUGUGGUCGAAAGUUAUCUCGGCUGGCGGUGGACAGAGUGGUUGACAGUAAUCUUUGGUUUCUUCUGCUUGCUGAUAGGUGCUAUCUUCAUGCCUGAAACAUACGCACCAGCUGUACUGCAUCGAGAAGCCAAGCGACUCAGAUACCAGACCAAGAAUUGGGCUAUUCAUUCGAAAGGGGACGAAAACUAUAUUAGCGGCAAGGUUAUCUUGGAAGUGUACUUGACCCGGCCAUUCAGGAUGUUCUAUUUGGAGCCCAUCCUCGUCCUCAUCACGUUAUAUAUGAGCCUCGUAUACGGCAUCCUCUACCUGUUCUUUGUCGCCUUCCCCAUCUCCUUCAACGAAGACCGCGGCUGGUCUUCAGGCAUAGGCUCCUUGCCAUUCCUCUCGCUCUUUAUUGGCGUUAUAGUUGGCGGAGGCUACAUAGCCAUCUGGAGCAAACUCGUCUACAUGCCCAAACACCGUGCCCUAAAUGGCCGUGUGUCCCCCGAAGCUCGCCUUCCGCCCAUGUUUCACGGCGGCAUCGUCGUCACCAUUGGCAUGUUCUGGUGGGCCUGGUCCUCCUUCCCAGACGUCAAGGCGCUGUGGGUAAGCCAGUGUAUCGCUGGCAUUCCCAUUGGAGCGGGCAUCAUCAUGGUGUUCGUGCAGUCACUGACGUAUAUGGUCGAUUGCUAUAAGUGGUUGGCGAACAGUGCCAUUGCGGCGAAUACGUUCUUUAGAAGCUUAGCGGGAGCAGGGUUCCCAUUGUUCGCCACCGCGAUGUUUCAUACGUUGGGAACGCAAUGGGCAACUAGUGUUUUGGGAUUUUUAUGUGCGGCGAUGAUUCCUGUGCCGUUGAUUUUCUAUAAGUAUGGGAAGGUGAUACGGAGGAAGAGCAAGUUUGUUCCUGAUGUGGGUCCGUGA